GUUUACCUUUUGCAAGAGCAUGGCGAGUUCAUGUUUUUGGAACGAUUUUGAAUUAAAAAAGCCACCGCUUGUCACUUUGCAUGUUAGCGAAACAAGAUUUGCGAAGGAUGUGUUUGUGGUCAUCAAUCGCUAUCUGCAACAGUUGUCCUCGCCAAAUGGGCAGGAAUUCAAUCAAACUGCCGCCUUAAUUGGGCGUCUGAUGGCACGCCGAAAGAACUCCUUCCGCUCCAUGCCAGGAUUCCGUGCGGUCUGCAAACUAAAUGCGACACUCUGUCGGCUGCUGCGACUCGAUUUACCUCGUGAAUUGGAGCAUUUUCGCGGUGCUUUGCCAGAUGCCUGCGAUGACGAAGUGUCCGGCGAGAUGCCCACCCGUAACAGCUUAGAGUUCAUCUUAGUGCGGCUGAUUGCCUUCCAUCGACUGCACGAGCGCAUCCACGACUGCUGUGUGGCGGCUGCCAAAUACUUUGGUCAAAUGCUGCGCAACAAUUUCUUCAUGGAGAUUCUCACACUGCUGAUUGCAGCCAUCGCAAAAAUCAAUAAAUUGAGUCAACUGCAGGCCAACAGUUGUGCAACGCUGUAUGACAAGUUGCUGCCACAUCGCUUCAGAUUUCCACACGUGGAAAAGCAUAAUUUUCUGCCCGAGAAUUACGAACUGCCAGCGAAACUGCGUCAGAUUGAAUUAACUCAGCCAGAUCAAACCAAUGAAGUGAUGUCUGCAGCAAUCCAACUGCAAGCACCACAGGCACCUCCGCUGGUGACGAAAGUAGAGAAGGCCAAACAGCUGGCCAAAGCGGAUGUGGGCACGGUGAUUGCACGCCAGACAAAAACAACAAAAGAGAUUACAUUUCAGCUGGACUCAUUGAUAACCGUAGAGGAUGUUAAACAUUUCAUUCAGCGCGAAUCCAAAGCUCGCAAAGAGACGCCCAACGGCUGCCUGACGAACGCAAUACAAAAUCACGAAUGGCUGGCGGCAAAGACGCUCUUCGAGCGCAAACUCAAGUCAAGGGAGAGCGCAAAAGCUUUGAACAUAUUUCGCAAAUUUAUUGGCAGCAAAAUAUAACAAGAGUAGGAUAAAUACGGAA
This is a messenger RNA of Drosophila grimshawi, 1082 nucleotides long. RefSeq lists its product as uncharacterized. Gene Ontology annotation, biological process: positive regulation of Notch signaling pathway. Gene Ontology annotation, cellular component: nucleus. Bases 20 to 1060 code for a protein of 346 amino acids. The transcript is spliced from 2 exons. The record is from RefSeq and is a predicted model, not a curated record. Lineage: Eukaryota; Metazoa; Arthropoda; Insecta; Diptera; Drosophilidae.